UGUAUCAUGCAUUCUUCACUACAUACUCUCUACUUACAAAACACACAAUAAAGUUAAGUAACAAAAAGAUUAACAAGAGAUGGCAAUAAAGUGUUUAGCCAUUUUCCUCGUUGCUCUCACUGUGGCUCAGUCCGUCACUGCCACAAGACCGGCCCCAAGACCGUCCCCGGCCAAGAAUGUCGGAGCUGGCCUUGACGACCAGAAGAACUUUGUUGCGUUUGCUGGGAUCGGUGGAGCUGCUGGAGUUGGUGGUGUCGGAGCAGGUCUUGGUGGUGUAGCCGGUGGAGUCGGUGGUGUCGCCGGAGUUUUGCCUGUAGGCGGAGUAGGAGGAGGAAUUGGUGGUUUAGGAGGUGUAGGUGGUCUCGGCGGUGGUUCAGGUCUCGGUGGUGGAAUAGGUGGAAUUGGUGGUGGUUCAGGUCUUGGUGGUGGUGUAGGUGGACUCGGCGGUGUAGGCGGUCUAGGCGGAGUUGGUGGCUUGGGAGGAAUUGGCGGUGGAAGCGAUUGCGGUGGUCUCACUCACCCUUGAUGAUAAAAGCGUUUUUUUUUUCUUCUCUCUAUGUAAACAAAAUUAGAUCGAUUGAAGGGUUCACAAUUAUUAAUAUUUGUAUCAGUUUUAUCAUGUUGUAAGUUUUCCCCCGGAUGUUAUGUUUAUGUCUUUGUAUAAUUUAUAUAUAUGUUUACUUUUCAUGCUGUUUGUUAUGUUGUGAGAAACCUUGCUAUCAAUAAAUAGAGUGCUUUUGUUGUA
This is a messenger RNA of Brassica oleracea var. oleracea, 745 nucleotides long. Its product is annotated as glycine-rich cell wall structural protein 1. The record is from RefSeq and is a predicted model, not a curated record. Bases 80 to 526 code for a protein of 148 amino acids. The transcript has a single exon. NCBI's taxonomy places the organism in Eukaryota, Viridiplantae, Streptophyta, Magnoliopsida, Brassicales, Brassicaceae.